GCGGUUAUAAUACACAGCACCGAGAGACUCCUCCGGUACCCCAAAUAACAAAUAGCAGACAGCAAAAGCAGAACAAAAUAGAAAUAAAUAAAUUAAAGAACACAACACAAAUUUGUGCCGGUUGAGAUGAACAAACGAGGCAACCUCUGACAAUAUCAUUAAUAAAUUCGUCAAUUAAUAAAAAUAGCAAUAGGCAUAUACUAUUUGUAAAGAUUAGAAAUUAUUAAGAGAUUAGCAUAUACUCGUCGUCGGACUGUGAUAAACGAAAAAGAGAAGCACAGACACUCAAAAAACAAGAAAAAAGAACACACAAAAAAAAAAACUCAAUUUGCAUUAUUUAUUUAUGUAGUGCAACUCAUUAACCCCCUUCCCUAUUCGGCAUGCCCGAACCGCAUGUAAAAAUACUAUAUACUACUUCUAAAGCAGAAUCGUAAUCGCUGAAAAACAUUAACAUUUGCCGCCGGCUUGAGCUUGAAGCUUGAGAGUGUCUCCGUCUCCGUCUUUGCUAUUUUCGAUUUUAAUUUGUGCAAAUAUUGAACUUUACUUUACUUAACUGUGGUGUAGGCAACGUGCAUGUGUGUAUGAAACAAAACCAACAGAAUAAACAACAAUAAUAUACAAAGCAACAACAACAAAAAACUAUGCGCCAACAGCAAUUUGUGAGAAAACAAAAUUUGCACCAACAAGUGUGAAGGAUUUUCAAAUAUUUGCCCAUUGUCGCGUCAUCUUCAAUCCGUCUCCAACCAAGGAACUUAUCCAACAGAUACUCAGUGAUUGUUUUCAUACGUUUUCAAAGAGGAAGUCUCCAUACUUACUAAAUGUACGCCUCAAUGUUACCCAGUUUAUUAACUAUGAAAACCGAAAAUUUAACAAAUUCGGGCUACGAUGAUGAUCUACUUUUCGAAGAGAAUCUUGUUCUACAAAUGAUGGAAUCGGCUGAAAGUCAUAUUAUGCAUGCGGAAGCGUUACCCGUGGGGCAUCCUGCAGGAUCUCCCAUCGGACAUGCGCUGAGUCCAAAUGGCGUCGGCUUGGGACUCAGCAACAGCAGCAACCAGAGCAGCGAGAAUUUUACGCUCUGCAAUGGCAACAGCAAUCCAAGCAGCAGCAGCAACAACAACAAUAACAAUAAUAAUAACAAUAUGUACUCACCAAACAAUAAUAGCGGAAGUGGCAGCAAUAACCAACAACAACAGCAGCAACAACAACAACAGCAGCAGCAACAACAAUCACCAACUGUUUGCGCCAUUUGCGGAGAUCGCGCAACAGGUAAACACUAUGGAGCCUCAAGCUGUGAUGGAUGCAAAGGUUUCUUCAGACGCAGUGUGCGCAAAAAUCAUCAGUAUACCUGCAGAUUCUCGCGAAACUGUGUUGUGGACAAGGAUAAGCGCAAUCAAUGUCGGUACUGUCGUCUGCGCAAAUGCUUCAAGGCGGGCAUGAAGAAGGAGGCGGUGCAGAAUGAACGUGAUCGCAUCAGCUGCCGUCGUACCUCCAACGAUGAUCCCGAUCCAGGCAAUGGACUCUCAGUCGUCUCUCUGGUUAAGGCGGAGAACGAGUCGCGACAGUCGAAAGCUGGCGCUGCGAUGGAACCGAACAUCAAUGAGGAUCUCUCCAACAAACAAUUUGCCAGCAUCAACGACGUCUGCGAGUCAAUGAAACAACAGCUUCUCACCCUCGUCGAAUGGGCAAAACAGAUACCGGCCUUCAAUGAACUGCAACUGGAUGAUCAGGUAGCUCUUCUUCGUGCCCAUGCCGGAGAACAUCUACUGUUGGGUCUGUCACGUCGUUCGAUGCAUCUAAAAGAUGUACUGCUACUUAGCAACAACUGUGUCAUCACCAGACACUGUCCAGAUCCACAUGUCUCACCCAAUUUAGACAUUUCGCGGAUUGGUGCUCGCAUCAUUGAUGAACUGGUAGUUGUGAUGAAGGAUGUCGGCAUCGAUGACACAGAAUUCGCCUGCAUUAAGGCGCUGGUCUUCUUUGAUCCCAAUGCUAAGGGUCUCAACGAGCCACAUCGUAUCAAAUCGCUGCGCCAUCAGAUACUCAAUAAUCUAGAGGAUUACAUUUCGGAUCGACAGUACGAGUCACGCGGUCGCUUUGGCGAGAUCCUCCUAAUUUUGCCGGUGCUUCAAUCGAUCACCUGGCAGAUGAUCGAACAAAUCCAAUUCGCCAAAAUCUUUGGUGUCGCACACAUCGAUUCCCUGCUGCAGGAGAUGUUGCUGGGUGGUGAACUGGCGGACAACUGUCCACUGUCGCCCCCCAAUCAGCCAAAUGAUUAUCAGAGUCCCACGCAUACCGGCAACUUAGAUGGUGGCCAGGUGAGCUCCACGCUCGAAACCUUGGCAACGGCAACCAGCGGUUCACAUGGCCUUGAUCUGGAUGUGCAGCACAUUCAGGCGCUCAUCGAGGCGAACAAUGCGGAGGACACAUUCCGUGCCUAUGCCAGUAGCAACGCGUCCACCUCCACCACGAUCACCCCAGGUCUGCCCCCGACAGCUGCAGUGACGCCACCACUGAGCAGUGCUGCCUGCAGUCCCAAGUCACAGGAGAGCGUCUACAUGGACGCAGUGGUAGCACGGCAACAAUAUGGCAAUAUCCAGCAGCACAAGAGCCAACUGAUGCACAGUCCCCAGCGUGUGCAUCCCUACCAAAGAAUGCCCACUUCACCGGUGGAUGGCGCCGGUGGUCUGGGCAUGCGCAAUCCUGCGGAUAUCACGCUCAACGAAUACAAUCGCAGUGAGGGAAGCAGCGCUGAUGAAAUGUUGCGCCGCACGCCGCUCAAGAUACGUCCCACAGAGCUGCUGACCCCCAGCUAUAAAAUGGAGCCAUGUCGCAUGACACUCAAACAGGAGCCCGAAACGGGCUAUUAACUGGUGCAAUAAGCUUAGCUACCGUAAAACUACUCCACCUCCAGUCCCCUCUCCCCUUCUUUAACUCGCUUACUGUCUCCCAAACCCGGUUUUCCCUCCAAUGAUAAUCAGAGCCCCCUCUUGCUAACUGCUAAGUGCCUAAAUACAAAGCUUACUUAAUUGUUAUUGCCUUGAACUUUUUGAUACCUUUUUACUAGAUCUUAAGUAGGUAUUUUGGAAAUUGUUGCUUAAUAUGUAAACACACAAUUGCAAUCUAUUUUUGUAUUUGAUUAUGCGAAGUGAAAUGAUUUGAAUUGAAUUGAAGUGAAGUAAGUGAACAGAAACGAAGUGAAAAGAUAUGUAUGUAAAGUCAGAUGAUUUGCUCAAAACAUUAUGCUAUAAGUACUAUAUAUAUGUACGUAGUACGUACAGUCAGUUUGUUGGUUAUCUAUAUUUUAAUAUACAGACAUAUACUUAUAUUAUAUACAAUUGCAUAUUAGAGAUAUGUGUAUGCAUAUAUUUUUCAUAUAUGCAAUACUUUGUUUUAGGUUAGGGUGUUGUUUAGUAGCGUAAAAUCUAUUAUAUGAGUAUAUUUAAUACUUAGCUGAUCAAUGAUGAAGAAUUAUUUUUAUAUGAAUAUAUCUAUGUAUAAAAUACAAAUUAAUUUAAUAUGGCUGAGA
Messenger RNA from Drosophila sulfurigaster albostrigata, 3526 nucleotides. RefSeq names its product transcription factor HNF-4 homolog (gene Hnf4). The record is from RefSeq and is a predicted model, not a curated record. Gene Ontology annotation, molecular function: RNA polymerase II cis-regulatory region sequence-specific DNA binding; nuclear receptor activity; nuclear steroid receptor activity. NCBI's taxonomy places the organism in Eukaryota, Metazoa, Arthropoda, Insecta, Diptera, Drosophilidae. The transcript has 7 exons. Bases 819 to 2867 code for a protein of 682 amino acids. Gene Ontology annotation, cellular component: nucleus. Gene Ontology annotation, biological process: anatomical structure development; cell differentiation; regulation of transcription by RNA polymerase II.